AUUCCUUGCCAUUUCUCGAAUUCAUGCUUUGAAGAAAAUGUUCGUCACUCGUCAUCUGCUCACCAACAUUUGCGCACUAAUUUUCGCACUUUAUAUAAUUAUUUGUGAGUGUGGACAAGAGGAGGCUUGGAAUUGUUUAGAGGAGCGAUGUUGUUCCAUUGACUUUAGCAAAAUGGUGGUAACGGUUGAUUUCUUAUUGUAUGCGUGUGGUGAAAAGGUGGAUAAUGAGUGGACGUAUAGUUUAUUUUUGGACACCGGCGAAGAGAUGGACUACAUUGCCUAUCAUCCAUAUCAGCAGUUGGACGAGACACAAUACUGUGGUGAAAUUUGUGAGAAAAUCUUGGUUUGCAUAAAAUCGAAUACUUUCAAAGUAUCCGAGGCUCUAGGCGGCUCCGCUGAGUGGUGUUUCCAAGGAAAUGUUGAUGUGCAUAAUGACACUAUAUAUAAUGAUGAAAAUAUUUGUUUGACUUUCCACGAAGAUGUGGUUGAUAUACCAAGUAACGUAGUUACUUUUCUUUCAAGCUCAAAUAUUUGGUAAAAUGUGGCAUAUUUUAAACGUUGCAUAGAGUAUAUGAUUUGUAAAAGUCUUUGUAUAAGAAAUUUUUUUCGUAAUAAGGAUAUAAUUUUAGAAAAGAAAAUUUUAAAAUUAAACGAAACAGUACUACUCCUAUACAU
This is a messenger RNA of Bactrocera oleae (olive fruit fly), 675 nucleotides long. RefSeq lists its product as uncharacterized. NCBI's taxonomy places the organism in Eukaryota, Metazoa, Arthropoda, Insecta, Diptera, Tephritidae. The record is from RefSeq and is a predicted model, not a curated record.